Mustela lutreola (European mink) is the source of this 5129-nucleotide messenger RNA. RefSeq names its product DnaJ heat shock protein family (Hsp40) member B9 (gene DNAJB9). Bases 178 to 846 code for a protein of 222 amino acids. Gene Ontology annotation, cellular component: endoplasmic reticulum. Gene Ontology annotation, molecular function: protein-folding chaperone binding; misfolded protein binding. NCBI's taxonomy places the organism in Eukaryota, Metazoa, Chordata, Mammalia, Carnivora, Mustelidae. The transcript is spliced from 3 exons. The record is from RefSeq and is a predicted model, not a curated record.
CCAGCAGCCCCGCGACCUUGCUCAGUUAGGACCCAUUUCUAGGGAAACUAAAUUCGAGCCUUCGCGUCCUCCUCCGGCGCAGUGAAGGAACACGCUGGGAGAGCAGAGGACGAAUUUCCAGACACCUCAAACCCUAGCCCCAGACGCCACAGGACCGUGGUCCAAAGGAUUUUAGAAAUGGCUACUCCCCAGUCAGUUUUCGUCUUUGCGAUCUGCAUUUUAAUGAUAACGGAAUUAAUUUUGGCAUCAAAAAGUUACUAUGAUAUCUUAGGUGUGCCAAAAUCAGCAUCAGAGCGCCAAAUCAAGAAAGCUUUUCACAAGUUGGCCAUGAAGUACCAUCCUGACAAAAAUAAGAGCCCUGAUGCUGAAGCAAAAUUCAGAGAGAUUGCAGAAGCAUAUGAAACACUCUCAGAUGCUAGUAGGCGAAAAGAGUAUGAUACACUUGGACACAGUGCUUUUACUAAUGGUAAAGGACAAAGAGGUAAUGGAAGUCCUUUUGAGCAAUCAUUUAACUUCAAUUUUGAUGACUUAUUUAAAGACUUUGGGUUUUUUGGUCAAAACCAAAACACUCGGUCCAAGAAGCAUUUUGAGAAUCACUUCCAGACACGCCAGGAUGGUUCCAGUAGACAAAGACAUCAUUUCCAGGAGUUUUCUUUUGGAGGUGGACUGUUUGAUGACAUGUUUGAAGAUAUGGAGAAAAUGUUUUCUUUUAGUGGUUUUGACACCACCAAUCGGCAUACAGUACAGACUGAAAAUAGAUUCCACGGAUCUAGCAAGCACUGCAGGACUGUGACUCAACGAAGAGGAAAUAUGGUUACUACAUACACUGACUGUUCAGGACAGUAGUUCACUAUUUUUCUGUUCUCACUAAAGCCAACUAUUUGACUUUUCUUCAAUACCCUUUGAUGCGAAACAAUUUUCUGUGAACUAUUUUGACAAAUGCAUGAUUUCACUUAACUUGAUAUAGAUAUUAAAUGUAUUUAAAUGUUUUUGACAAAUUCAGCAACACCCAGUAGAAAAUAGCUAAUUAUUAAUUUCCCUGAUAGGAAAGAUUCUUCAACAAAGAUAUUAUAAUUCUGCCUGGUCUUUUUUCUCUACUUGCCCUCGGGCUUACUUGCGUGGCCAGUUUUAUUACCAAGAAAAGAUUGAGUUUGCCUGAUAUAUAUUUAAAGGUUAAACUUUGAAACUUAUUGUAGAUUUAAAUUGUGUGAACUUGAAUGGUUUUUGCAGUGAAACCUUUGCUAAUUUAAAAUUGCAUGCUCUACAGCAUCUCUGAUUUGGGUUGCUAAAUGUACACGAAACUGUAAUUGAGUCAUUCAGCAAAGGAUAGCAGUAUCUUUCCACUGAAAACUUUAGAAAGUAAAUAGAUUAAUAUUUACCACAGAACCGUACCUUUCUGCAGUAAAAUUGGAGUAAGUGAAAUGAUCAUACUGCUCAUAGCCAUUUGGCUGAAAGAAAGUUGAAAACUUUUGAAAUAUUACCAAGAGAUUGUUACAUGCUUGGUCCCUGGCUAAUGAUUUUGUAGUGUAGAAAUCAUAGCUAAUUUAUAUAUCAUUUCACAUUUCUUUCUUUCUUGUUGGCUCUCUAAGUCUUAUAUGGAUUUAUGUAUUUUGUGUGUGUGUGUGGUUCCUCUUUGCACUCAUCUUUAUCUAGAGAUUGACUAAUACCUCAUUCUGUUUGUAAAAACAGCCAGUAAUUUCUGUGUAACCUUAUUAUGUGCAAUAUUUUUAAAUCCUAAGAAAUGUGUGCUUUUGUUUUCAUAUAGACUUAUUUCUUUAGUUCAGCACUUUUUGCAUUAUACUCCAUAUGAGUAUUAAUCCUAUGGAUACAUAUUAAAACUAGUAAAGUCUCAUACAACAUUGUGUGUGAGUGAGAGAAAUAUAAUAUUUACAAUAUGAUGUUCUCGGUUUUCAUUUUAUUGUUAAAAGUUUAUUCUGUAAUUCUAGAGCUAUGGAGGGUAUAUAAACAAUGGGGCUGCUUAUGCUGACCAUAGACCAUAUUCCAGAAGUUACUUUUGAUUAACCUGAAAACCCUGAUACAGCCUUGUUUGUUUGACAUUUGGUAAUUUCUCUUACUUUCUUAUCAUCCUCUUCCCUCAAAAUUUUGGUAGCUUAAAGAUUUUGUUAAUUAUAAUUUUGUUGUAUUUGCUUGCUAAGAGCAAGUAUUCUUUCCUCUUUUAGGCCUCAUUGGGGAAAAGGUGAGACAUUGCAUAAAGCUAUAUUUGUUGAUUAUAAUCUUUAAUUUGAAAACUCUGAAGGAGAUGAAAUUAUUAAAUCUAUGUAUCUAAAUUAUUUUCUGGAAGGUAUACUUACUGCUUUUGUUUGAUAACCAGAAAAUAGCCAUACCUUGAAUUUUGGUCUAAGGAUAAUCUGAAUCCUAUCAGUAGAAUGAAUGAGGCAAGAAAAAAUAUUUUUCAAGUCAGGAUUAACUUUAUAUUAUUAACAUCUGUCCCCCUUUUCUUUAGGGCCUGAUUAUUCCUUGUUUUUCCCAUUCUGAACAUGUUUUUGAACCCCCCCUUCUCUUCCUCUUUCUUUUUCUCUUUCUCUCUCUUUUUAAAAAAAUCCCCCUUUUGAGUCUUUUGCAUAAUUUUUGCAAGGAAAAAAUGGACCCUGAGUCAUUACGCACUUAAGGUACAAACUAAAUAUUAAAAAGAUACAUAGGUAAUCUAAGGAUAUAUGUGGUGUGUGUACUUGUGUGGCUUGAUGGAUAAGGUACUGGAAAUUAGACCAGUAAUCAAUAUAGAAGUUUCCUCCAUAACUUAUACUUUUUCUUCUGUACUUAAAAAAUGACCAAUGCAAUAAUUUAAUCUAUACUCCCUACAUAAAUCAACUCAUGAAAUCUGUCAGUCUCUUUUUUGCUUCUAGGCAAAACAGUAAUAUAUAUAUAAUAUAUAUAUAACAUAUAUUUAUAUAUAUAAAACAUGACUUUUAGUCUUUGUCUUGAACACAUUUCUGUAAUUCUUCAAGUUUUUUGGAUUGAAUAUGUCUUGAAUUGGAUGCUAUAGGGCAUAUAAUAGACAUGAGAUUUUUUUGGUGCUCUAGAAUUGGUAUAAUUAACUCCUGAUCUGAUGGUUGAUCUUAGACAGUUUUUGUGCUGUGAAUUUCAGUUUCAAUUCUGAGAUUAGUUCUGUGAAAAUUCAGGUUGCCCAAGGACAACUAAAAAUGUGUACAUUCCUGGAGUUGUUACUUUAAUUUUCUGAAAUGGAAGUUUGUUUAGCAAUUAAAAGAACACACUGGGGGGAAAAGAGACCAUUGCCAAACAGAAUAAAGAAGAUACUGGUACCACUAGUAGGUUUCUAAAGUUUUAUAUAUUCAUGUUGAUGCUGGUCCCUUCAAUUCCAGAUGAGAGGUUGAAUGUAAUCACCAGCCAUGAUUGUUUCCCCUCUCUCUUGGUUCCAAUGGCAGAUGAUAUAAGAGUGAAGUCAUAAAAAUGCUUGGAAAACAAGAGGAGUUGUGAGAUAGUCCAGGAAGGUAUAAAGCAGAACGAAUUGGAUUGAGAGAAAAAUCAAAUAAUCACAGCCAAGGUGUCCUGGAGAAGUUUUAAGGCUCAGAUUUGGGUGGGUGGGGAUGGGAGGAGACAAAGAGAAGGAAUGGGCCAAUCCUCAAUCGUGCUAAUUCAUUAAGAAUUGCAUUGGGUUACCCCCCCCCCUUCUUUCUUCCAGCCAAACUGUUACUGAGAUAGCUUUUAGGCUUUACCCUUAGGUAAGAGUUAGGUAAGUCCUAAGGGUAAAGCCUAAGAGAAUAACUCUUCAAAGAUACAGAUUAUUCCUAGGGAGGAUAUUGAGGUGCCAUAGAAAGAAUGUAGGUAAAGUGAAUUUUCACUUGGGGAUGUCGAGGGUGAGUAAUGGCAGCAUUCCAAUCCCAGAGUAAGCCUCCUUACUUGGGCUUGUGUAGGGAACAAUGACUUCUGCAUGCCGACCACAUACUCACUUGUAGGUCCCUGCUGGUUGAAAUGUCCUAACAACUUAACACAGAACCAUAGCUUCUGUUCAAAAUGGAUGUCUAAUGCAGGCAUAGGUAAUUGCUGAGGAAAUUUGCUUUUCACAGCAUCUGCAUUUUGAUGUAAUCCUUCAUAAAAGAUGCUUAAGGAAUAUCAGAUAUUUAAAGAAAACUAAUAGCAGGGAAGAGGAACCCCAACAUCCAAUCCCGAUGAAGAAAUAUAAUUCAGGAGAUAAUUACAAUACUAGGAAGUAAUUUAAAAUUUUAUCAUUACCAGACUUUUGAUGAAAUACUGCAUCAGUGAAUCAGGCAUAGGUCCUUGUUUUACCUAAUCUGCUUCUCCAAGAUUUCUUUCCAUCUGAUGAUGGUGUCAGAAAGGGUGGAUGAAGCAAUUUACGUGUACAUCAACUACAACCAAAGUCAGUGAAAGGUAACAGUAGAUACCCAGUACGUAACCCUAUGGCCUCUGACCCUUCUACAAAAUUCAGAUUCUUCUCUUAUCUCAACUUUGCAACUCAAAUUCCUCCUCAACUUUUCUCCAGACCUUGCUCUAUGGUGGAAGUAUCUAGAGAAAAGCAGAAUAUGCCACCUUUUAGGCAUAAGAAUUAUCUUACACAGGUGCCUGGGUGGCUCAGUUGGUUAAGCAACUGCUUUCAGCUCAGGUCAUGAUCCUGGAGUCCCAGGGUUGAGUCCCGCAUCGGGCUCCCUGCUCAGCAGGGAGUCUUAUUCUCACUUCUUGUGCUCUCUCUCUCUCAAGUAAAUUUUAAAAAUCUUAAAAAAAAAAAAAAAAAAGAAUUAUCUUAGGCUGAUUAAUUUUCUAAAAAAAAAAAAAAAAUCCUAGGGAGCCUCUUGGAAAACCAAGGUUGCCUUUUGUAGAAGACAUUUACAUUUGUAAGGAAAAUCUCCAUUUGUAAGAGUGUCUCCCUCUGCACUAGGAGGAGGAGGAUGACUAAAUCUCUAGAAACUGACCAAUGGAGAAGUCAUGGACUUGAACCCCUGUUACAACCUUUACAGUGUGUUACCCAAAACCCUUUCAUAACUGGCUCCCUCAACCCCAACAUCUUUUAUAUUUCCCUAGAGAUGAUAUUUGUGGUGAUAGCUUGAACUAUUUUGGAGAAUUACUUGUGUUUUCCUGGGUAUCUCCAAUGUAUACAGGAGGUAUACAUGUUAUUAAACAUCUGUUUGUUUUUC